CACAAGAAAAUAAAGUAAAAAAGGGGAAAUUUUCAAUCCACAUGGAAAGCACAAAAAAAAUGAAAAAUCUCAUUAAAUAAAAGGGGGAAAAAAAAAUAAAGAAAGUUUCUCAUUCUCUGUCCUGUGCUGUGUCUGGUCUUCAUCUAUAUUCUCUCGGGGUGUUUUUUUUCUUCUUGAAAGUGUACUUUUAUUCUGGCUAUGGAAGUUUGGGUUUUUUUUUCCUGUUUAAAUUGAAUAAAAGCAGCAAGGGUUGAGUUUUUUCCCCUUAUUUUUAGUUUGUGGUGAGCUCGAAAGCUGAAGGAGUUGAGGGCUUAGGAUCUGACAUUACAGGGGGUUGUUUGGUUUGGGUGAAUUGGAUUGAGGAAACAUGUCUCAAACCAACUGGGAAGCUGACAAAAUGUUAGAUGUGUAUAUUCAUGAUUACUUAGUGAAGAGAGAUUUAAAGGCUACUGCUCAGGCAUUUCAAGCGGAAGGGAAAGUUUCAUCCGACCCAGUUGCUAUUGAUGCUCCUGGUGGUUUUCUAUUUGAAUGGUGGUCAGUGUUUUGGGAUAUAUUUAUUGCUCGGACUAAUGAGAAGCACUCUGAUGUUGCUGCCUCCUAUAUCGAGACUCAGCUGAUGAAAGCGAGGGAACAGCAACAACAACAGCAGCAGCAGCAGCAGCAGCCCCAACAGCCACAACAGCAGCAGCAACUGCAAAUGCAGCAGCUUCUAUUGCAGAGACAAGCGCAACAGCAGCAACAACAGCAGCAGCAACAGCAGCAGCAACAACAGCAACAACAACAGCCGCAAUCACAACAGCAGCAACAGCGGAGAGAUGGCAACCAUAUGUUGAAUGGCACACCCAAUGGAAUUGUGGGAAAUGAUUCUCUCAUGAGACAGAGUCCCGGUGCAAAUGCAUUGGCUACUAAAAUGUACGAGGAAGGACUAAAAGUACCUGGCCAGAGGGAUCCUAUAGAUGAUGCUGCUAUGAAGCAAAGAUUUGGUGAGAACGCUAGCCAGCUGUUGGAUCCAAGCCAUGCUUCCAUUCUGAAAUCCGCAACAGCUGCAGCUGGCCAACCUUCAGGUCAAGUGCUUCAUGGUGCAGCUGGGGGUAUGUCUACACAAGUUCAGGCUCGGAGCCAGCAACUUCCGGGGUCCACACCAGACAUAAAACCUGAAAUCAACCAAAUGCUGAACCCCCGAGCUGCUGGUCCUGAAGGAUCAUUGAUGGGGAUGCCUGGUUCAAAUCAAGGUGGCAACAAUUUGACUUUGAAGGGAUGGCCCUUGACUGGUUUUGAUCAGCUUCGCUCUGGGAUUCUCCAGCAUCAGAAGUCAUUUAUGCAGGGUCCUCAACCCUUUCAUCAACUACAGAUGCUAUCACCACAGCAUCAGCACCAACUAUUACUAGCACAGCAAAAUAUGACUUCACCCUCUGCUGGUGAUGCAGAGAGCAGAAGGCUUAGAAUGCUCUUUAAUAACCGGAACAUGACUAUGGGGAAGGACGGUCUCUCAAAUUCAGUUGUUGAUGUUCCAAAUAUUGGAUCAGUUCCAAAUAUUGGUUCACCUUUGCAGGCUGGUUGUUCUGUUUUGCCUCGUGGAGAUCCAGAUAUGUUAAAGUUGGCUCAAUUGCAACAACAACAGCAACAACAGCAGCAGCAACAGUCACAACAGAACAGCAAUCCACAGCAACAGCCACAGCAGCAACUUCAGCAACACUCACUUUCCAGCCAGCAACCACAAAGUUCAAACCAUAGUCUUCAGCAAGAUAAAAUUAUGGGAUCUGGAAGUGUUACUGGGGAUGGCAGCAUUUCAAAUUCUUUUAGGGGGAAUGAACAGGCUUCAAAAAACCAGACUGGGAGAAAGAGAAAACAGCCAGUCUCAUCUUCUGGGCCUGCAAAUAGCUCUGGAACUGCAAACACUGCUGGACCGUCUCCUAGUUCAGCUCCCUCAACACCAUCAACUCACACUGCUGGAGAUGCGAUGUCAGUGCCUCCCAUGCACAAUAGUGGGAGUUCUUCAAAGCCAUUGAUGAUGUUUGGAACAGAUAACAAUGGUACACUUACCUCACCAUCAAAUCAGUUGUGGGAUGAUAAAGAUCUUGUGCAGGCUGACAUGGAUCGUUUUGUGGAUGAUGGUUCCCUUGAUGAUAAUGUUGAAUCCUUUUUAUCUCAUGAUGAUGCAGAUCCAAGAGAUACAGUUGGUCGUGGUAUGGACGUUAGUAAAGGGUUCACAUUUACGGAAGUAAGCUCUGUUCGUGCAAGUGUCAGUAAAGUUGUCUGCUGCCACUUCUCAUCAGAUGGAAAGCUGCUUGUCAGCGGUGGCCAUGAUAAAAAGGCUGUUUUGUGGCAUACAGAUACCUUAAAGCCAAAAACUACACUUGAAGAGCAUUCAUCACUUAUAACUGAUGUUCGUUUUAGCCCAAGCAUGGCCCGCCUUGCAACAUCUUCUUUUGACAAGAGUGUAAGAGUUUGGGGUGCUGACAAUCCUGGCUACUCCCUUCGGAAUUUUACUGGGCAUUCUGCUGGUGUUAUGUCACUAGAUUUCCAUCCCAAUAAAGAAGACCUGAUCUGUUCCUGUGAUGGGGAUGGUGAGAUUAGGUACUGGAGCAUCAAUAAUGGUAGCUGCACAAGAGCGUUCAAGGGUGGCACGGCUCAGGUGAGAUUUCAGCCUCGCCUUGGCAGGUAUCUUGCAGCAGCUGCUGAGAAUGUUGUAUCAAUUCUUGACGUGGAAACACAAACAUGCAGACAGACGCUGAAGGGUCAUACGAAACCAAUUCAUUCUGUGUGCUGGGACCCUUCAGGCGAGCAUCUGGCUUCAGUGAGCGAGGAUUCAGUGAGAGUGUGGACACUGGGUUCAGGAAGCGAAGGGAAUUGUGUACACGAACUUAGUUCAAACGGCAAUAAAUUUCACUCAUGUGUUUUCCAUCCUUCCUACUCAUCAUUGCUAGUUAUUGGCUGUUACCAGUCUCUAGAGCUUUGGAACAUGACCGAAAACAAAACGAUGACGCUUCCUGCACAUGAAGGAUUGAUUGCGUCGUUGGCUGUAUCGACAGUGGCGGGUUUGGUUGCUUCAGCCAGUCAUGACAAGAUCAUUAAGCUUUGGAAGUAACGACAACGUCAUUGCUUCGAUUCAAUGCUGCAAACCUUGUUUUUCGCCCCCCUCCUCUUCCUGUUGUAUGUUCAACUAAAAUUCCUUUUGCAGAGGCUGAUUAGGCAGACAUAGGUUUUUAGUUUUUGGUGUUUAAUUGUGUAAGUUGAUUUCUUCUGUGGUAAGACUACUCCUGUCAAUUCUGGUGCAGUGGAUGUUUAUUAUCAUGGAAAAACUCAAAUAUUUGUUACAAAAAGUUUGAAGUAUUUCAGCUGUCUUCUUUCAU
Molecule: messenger RNA, 3353 nt
Organism: Ipomoea triloba (trilobed morning glory)
Lineage: Eukaryota; Viridiplantae; Streptophyta; Magnoliopsida; Solanales; Convolvulaceae
Product: transcriptional corepressor LEUNIG-like
Exons: 18
Coding region: 368-3088 (906 amino acids)
Cellular component (GO): nucleus
Molecular function (GO): protein binding
Source: RefSeq, a predicted model, not a curated record